CUUAUUUACUAUCUUUCUGUUAUCAAGUAUAAUCCAAUUUCAAAUUAAUUUAGUCAUAUUUUGUAGCAGUUCUAUUUGGACAUUGAAAAGGUACUUACAUCAAGAUGAGAACUGUGACUCUGCUUGCACUAUUUCUCUUGGGCGUCAAUGCUCUGCCCGAAUUCGACACACAACUCGCAAAUGAACGUCAGGCUCGGCUCGUUACUGGUCAAAUCAUUGAAGGAAUUGAGGAAAUUAGCCAGGCUAUAAGGGACAUGGGUCUGGAUCCUAUAUCUAUAGAGAAGGAAACACUGGAAUAUGAGCUGCCUGUACCUGUGAUCUUUAACGCGGCAGCCGAGGUGGAAGAUUUCAGAAGCUUUGGUAUCAGUGACAUUGUCGUUGAGAGAAUGGACUUAAGUAUAAUCUUUUCUCGAGUUGAUUUCCAUAUAGUACUGCCUCACAUUCACUUCUUUGCUCGUAAAGCAAAAGGUGAAGUCACUUUGUUCGGCGAAAAAUUGACUGCAGAGGGAGACGGCAAUCUCGAUAUCAGAAAUAUAGAUGUGGUUGGACGUGUGAAUUACAGACUUCGACCUAUCUCUGGUGUAACCCUAACUAACCUGGAUAUAGAUUUUAAAAUUGGACAAAUUAGAUCUUUCAUUCGGCUAGCCAUCCAGGGACAGAAUUACUCACCACAAAUCACCAAUUUUAUCAACAACCAAAUUCCUGCCACUUUGGAUGAAUUCAGUGCCGAAAUCAACGAACUUCUCGAGAUUGUCCUUCUGGACAUGAUCAAUGAAAACCUCUAAUCAACCUGGACGAGAACAAAUAAUUUCAAUAAAUAUAUGGACUGUUUUGAAAAGAA
Messenger RNA from Spodoptera exigua (beet armyworm), 841 nucleotides. Lineage: Eukaryota; Metazoa; Arthropoda; Insecta; Lepidoptera; Noctuidae. The record is from the annotation of a GenBank genome assembly.